UUUCACUCCCUUCCUUUUUAUUUUGGAGUCGACAUAUAUCGAAAUUAUAAAUCGAGACAUUAAACAACCUGAACUCUCGAAAAAUGUCUAUUGGUGCUUCAUCGAUAUACACAACACAGUAUUAAAACAAGAAGAAAUGUCAAGUGAUUCGGAAGAAGAAGAUUUUACACAAUACGGAACUGCUCUCGAUCCUCUUGAUGAAGAUGCAUUUCCAAGGAAGAAACCAUUCUCACUGAAGGAUCAAGUUGCCACAGAUAAGCAUGGUAGACGCAGAUUUCAUGGAGCUUUCACUGGAGGAUUUUCAGCCGGAUUUUUCAAUUCAGUGGGAUCACUUGAAGGAUGGACACCAUCUGCAUUCAAGUCCUCUCGGUCUGAUAAAGCAAACAAAAUGCCACAGAAAGCUGAAGAUUUCAUGGAUGAAGAGGAUAUGGAUGAAUUUGGAAUAGCUCCAAAAGUUCUUCGAGCCAGAAGUGACUUUAAUGAAGGUAGCAUGAAAAGAGUGCGAAGCCAUCAACUUUCAGAUGGACCCAUUCCAGGAGAACCAGUCUUAAUGGGUCUGUUACAACCCACCAAAGAAACUGUUGGAAUGAAGCUGUUAAAAAAAAUGGGAUGGAAACCUGGACAAGGAACUGGACCAAGGGUCACAAAAGUGGAAAAGAAGAAAAUGAAAGAGGAACACAAGAAAACAAGAGUUAAAGUUUAUGGCUGUGCUUUACCACAAGAUGUGGUUAAAAGCAAUCAGUCUGACAAAGACAGCCAAAGUUCCACAGAUGAUGAGGAUGAUGAUGAACUAUCUUUUGCUCCAGAUGAUCUUCAUCCUUUCUUGUGUAAACCAAAAGACAAUUGUUUUGGUUUAGGAUACAGUGGUUUGGAUAGAAGGUCUGUCCUUUCAAGUCAUACUGACCUAUUUACACCAACACCACUAAGAAUGGAGGAGAAAAAUAAGAAAGUGUUAAUUACAGGGCAGGCUUUUGGUGUUGGGGCGUUUGAAGAUGAUGAUGAGGACAUAUAUAGUCAAGAAGACAAGUUACAGUAUGAUUUCACUCUUGAUAGUGAACCUACAACAUCAAAGCAGAAGCAAAAGGUCACUACAGUUGCAUCAGCUGAUUAUUCUGAAGGUUCUUUAAUAGGUUUCAUUCUUGGUACAACUGUAAUGACACGGAAGAAACACUUCCCUCCUCCAGUACUUCCACAUGAAUUCCAACCAAUACAUGUUUCAAGGAAGUCAAGAUUUGAACCUUCUCCUACUGAAAGAUCCUCUCUGAAUAAUGAUGAGUCACUGAAAACAAAAAGGAAGGGACUGCAGCGUCAUAAUCUUACAGCCACAGAUAGGGCACAGAUCUUAAGUGAACCUGCCCAAAAGUCAACUGCUCAGAAGGAUAAUAUAACAAGUCCAACACAGCAAGGAAAUAAAUUACCUGCUGAAGAUAAGAUACAAAUGCUGGAAGUAUCUGCAGAAGAAGGAUGUAGUCAGUUCCGGCCAUUUGUUGCUUAUCCCGAGAAGCAGAAACGCUAUGAACAAUAUCUUACUUUAAGUAAAGUAGGACAAAAAGAACGACUGUCAUACAUCCAGCCUAUCACGAUGACAGAAUGGGAAAAGGAACGUGAAAGGGUUGAAUUUGAUCAGGCAGCACGACUGUAUCGGCCUCUGUCAGGCAUAAUGAGUGAUCGAUUUGUGUCAGCUUCUCAGCCUGAAGAUUUGAGUAAUCCACUACCAUCUGUUAGCAAAUCUGUUGACAGUGACAGUGAAAAGAAAGCAGCAGCCAAGUUGAAGAUGUUUGGCCAUCUUACAAGAGAGGAGUCUGACUGGCAACCAUGCAGUUUACUGUGCAAGAGAUUCAAUAUUCCAGAACUCUAUCCUGGGACCACUGAAUCAUCUAAUGCCAGACAGAAAACUACAUCAAAAUUCUCUGUCUUCAACUUCUUGGAUGCUUCAUCUUAUAACACAGCACUGAAACCUCCUGCCAACUUUGUACUAAAUGAAGUGCCGUCUGUAUCAGAGCUUCCAGAAGUUACUUUAAAGCAAGAAAUAGAAGUAGAAGAACAUGAAGUAGAAUCAAAUACACUUAAUGAGGUCUCUUCUGAACAGAAAUCUGAGAACUCAUUACUUGAAUUUCCAGAUCCUCCAGCUAAAAUAGACUUGUAUAAAGCCAUCUUUCUAAGCAGUAGUGAGGACUCUGAUAGUGACACCAAUGAAAAUAAUUCUUUAAAUCUGGUCAAAGAAAGUAAAUUAAAUGAAAUAACACCCAGUGACACAAACAAAACCAUAAGUCCCUUGCCUGAAACUGUUUCUCAAGUAGGAAGAGGAGGAGAAGACACUGCAUCAACAAAUAACAUUCUUACAUUUGCUGAAAAAAAUUCCCAAAGAAACAUGUCACCACCCAGAGGAGUAUUUGCUAAUUUGGAUUUAGAUGCUAUUAAUACUCAAAAGAAAGAAAAAUCAAAUACUGUGCCUGAGAUUAAGAUGCAGUCAGACAUCAACAAAUGUAAACAAACAACAAAUGAAGACCCUGUGGAGUGUGAACAGAACAAUAAGUUAGAAUACAUUGAAGAAAACAUGUAUGGACCACGACUGCCAACCGUUACUUCAUCAGUUACUAAUAAUACCACACUGGUACGUACAGUGAGUAAAGUACUUCCCAGCAUUGCAGUUGCUCCAGUGCACACUGAAUGGGUGGAGAAAACAAAUGAACAUUCUCAUAAAAACAAACAUAAGAAGCACAAGAAAUCAUCAAAGCAUAAAAAACAUAAACACACAAAAAAGAGGCACUAGUUUGACACCAAGAAAAAUAAACAUGUUGUUAACUGACAAAUAUUUUCUUCCUAUCACAGUAUCAUAUAAUGAAGAAUAUAAUUCACAAUAAUAUUGUAUUCUAUUGUAUUAUAUUGUUCUGGUGGAGUAAGACCAUCUCUUUUGAACUGAACCUCUCUGUCCAUUACCUAGAUGAUAUAUGAAUGAAUAUGGAGCAGUGGUGGAAUGAUACUAACAGGGAAAAACUGAAGGACUCAGAGCAACUAUUCCAAUGCCACUGUGUCCACCACAAACUGCUGACCUGGGUGUGAACCCAGGGUUCUGAAGUGAGAGCCAGCAACCAAAUGCCUGAUUUUCAUGAAGCUUGUUAUGAACUGCAAGCCUUGGAUUGAUUUUGCUGGGGUAUCUCAGUUAACUACCUGUCUCUGGGCUGGAUAGUCAGAGUUCUGUAUUUUAUAGGGGCAAGAACUUUUCCCUUGCCAUCAUGUCCAAACCAGGCCCACUUAGCCUCCUUUACAAUAGAAUAAAGUUUCUAGUGUGUGAAGUUGGCCACUCAUCAUCCAUCCAGUGCUAAGGUCUGGAAUGUGCGAAGUUUAGCCUCCAUGUCCCUUAUAAAGACAUGACACACAGGGACAAUUUUAUUAAGACUGACCUGUAGGAAGUAACAGAUACAAGUGUUAAAAAAAAUAUAACUGGGAAAUACCUAAGAAGGGGAAAAUAUUUAAUAGGUGCAUAUGAAUGCAUGGAACAGAAACUUAGACAUGUAUCAGGUCAGAUAUUAGUAGACAAACAGCAACAAAGAUUAAAUUCUUUAUGUAUAGGAUGUUAAAUAUGUAACACCAUUUUCCUUUUCUGUUUUUUAUAUUCAAAUAUACAUUUCACUAGUGUUUCUC
Messenger RNA from Zootermopsis nevadensis, 3645 nucleotides. RefSeq names its product G patch domain-containing protein 1 homolog. Gene Ontology annotation, biological process: mRNA processing. Gene Ontology annotation, molecular function: RNA binding. Gene Ontology annotation, cellular component: nucleus. The record is from RefSeq and is a predicted model, not a curated record. NCBI's taxonomy places the organism in Eukaryota, Metazoa, Arthropoda, Insecta, Blattodea, Termopsidae.